GCUACGUCUGUUCACUGGAUGAGUUCUUGAAACUCUUUGGCAUCAUGGCGGGUGUUCUGUGACCCUGGACAGCUGUGCACCAUCAGGUCCAAACGUUCAUGAAUAUUUCGCGUCCUCAUAAGGGCCUGCUUUCAUACACGACUAAAUUUCGCCUGUGCCUGCAUGUUUACCUUUAUUUUUUUGCUUCUUUUAUGUCAUGCUAGUAAUCACACAACUUUAGCAUGCCAUUAAUAAUUUUUGUGUCUUUUUUUUCCCGCUUGCGCUUGCCGGUUACUGUCACGCACUGCAGGAGCCGAUGGGAUAGUCAAGGUGCUCCAGCAACUUUUUCAUCGGCCCACAUCAAGGAAGAAUGCAAAAAGAAUGUCAAUUAUCAACAAAACUAUGGGAAAUACAAAAAAACGUACAAAAAUCCAGGAACUUCUCGGACAUUCGAGCCCAAGUGCGCCGUCAGAUGUGGUGCAGCUGCUGUUCCAGCUCGACAGCGCACAAGGCCCAAAGUAAGGUGCACCCGCUGAAGCAAGACAAGCUAGGGGCCCCCGUAGGCUUCGCAAACAACCCAGUGCCCAUGGAGCUCUACCACAUGGACGCCAGCCCACCGUGCCGCGCUGUGCGCAUGGUGGCCAGGCACCUCAAUCUCAGCCUGAACCUCAUCCCUGUCAACUUCAUGGCUGGCGAGCACAUGACGCCCCAGUUUAGAAAGAUCAAUCCUCAGUCCGUCUUGCCGACGCUGGUCGACGAUGGCUUUGUCCUUUGGGAAAGUCGUGCAGUAUUGACGUACCUGGUGAACCGGUACGUACCUCACAGCCCCUUGUACCCAACCGAUCCGCGCUCUAGAGCUUCAGUGGAGCGUCUCCUUUACUUCGACAUGGGUACCCUCUUCGAUGCAUGCCAUAAAAUACUGUACCCGGUGAUAUUCGGUGGACCACUGCCGGAUUCCGAGCAGGAGAAGCCGCUGGUGCGUGCGUUGGACCUUCUCGGAGGGUUUCUCGGCGAGAACAAGUUUCUGUCGGGCGACGACGUCACCCUGGCGGAUAUUUCUAUCCUGGCUACACUGACUGUCACUGAGGCGAGUUUGUGCAUAUAAUAGUGCAUGCCAUUAUUCAUACCAGGUUUAAAGGAGCGCCAUGGAAUUGGGG
This is a messenger RNA of Dermacentor andersoni, 1136 nucleotides long. Its product is annotated as glutathione S-transferase 1-like. The record is from RefSeq and is a predicted model, not a curated record. Lineage: Eukaryota; Metazoa; Arthropoda; Arachnida; Ixodida; Ixodidae. Gene Ontology annotation, molecular function: glutathione transferase activity. Gene Ontology annotation, biological process: glutathione metabolic process.